AUGGCUACAAAUCAGCUUAUCGAUUCUCUUCCCGUAGAAAUCAUUCGGGAUAUUGUCGAGUUUGCAUGUCGAACCGACUCUGCCACUGCAGCGACGCUCGAUUGUGUCUGCUUUGCAUUUCGAAAGUGGACAGGUCCACUUCUUUAUCAAACCGUCCUUUUACAUAGCCCAUCGCCUCUUAUUUCGUUCAUAGAAACCAUCAUAGCUGCACCGUCGGUGUCAACUGGGGUGCAGCGAGAUAGAGGAUUCUAUGCCACCCACGUCAAGUAUAUGAGCAUUCGGAACGCAAAACUUCCAUUGCAUCAUCUUCACACAAUAUACGAAAUCUGCUCUGGCAUACAAACGCUGGAGCUCGAUGACGAUCGUGGCCUGGAACUCGUUCGUCCUGAUGCCGCUCGGCCAAAGGAGCUCAUUUUGACGAGGCAGUUGGGCAAACACAGAGAGAUUAUACCCAUGCUCUGCGAACUAGAGUCACUAUGGAUCAUCGAAGCAUCCUCAUAUCCACACAUAUUGAACAGUGGGCUUCGACGACUGGGUUUCUCUAUGCGAUUCAUGGAACUCUACUGGCUUACAAAAUCUGGAUGGUUUGAACAGAUACACCAGUCAUUGCCUAUGCUGGAUAUGCUGGUCAUCACUCUCUCGAGAGGACAGUAUCUGCACUCCCGAGGGACAGCAUCGAAUCAUGUCUUUACCCCAAGUGAUGUCUGGGCAUCUGACAUGAAAACUGUCAGAGAUCCACGCAUCUAUAUCCGCCCUAUACAUCCCUCUGCAGAGCAGCUCGUGGUCGACUCUAGGGAAUUAGGAGUGGACGUAUGGACAUUGGCACUUCUUGACGCAGUUCAGCACCCGAUUUUUUUUUCUGUAGAGUGA
This is a messenger RNA of Serendipita indica DSM 11827, 870 nucleotides long. The record is from the annotation of a GenBank genome assembly. Lineage: Eukaryota; Fungi; Basidiomycota; Agaricomycetes; Sebacinales; Serendipitaceae.